Durusdinium trenchii is the source of this 2001-nucleotide messenger RNA. NCBI's taxonomy places the organism in Eukaryota, Dinophyceae, Suessiales, Symbiodiniaceae. The record is from the annotation of a GenBank genome assembly.
GGAUGUUCUUACUUAUGCUUCGGCGAUGUGUGUCUGCGAGAAUGCUGGUGAAUGGGUCCAAAGCUUGAUGCUGCUUGAGGCUUUGGUUGAAGCAUCUUUGGAAAUGCUGGUGUGUUUAGAUUAGCUUUGGUUGCUGGCGCAAGGCCAUGCCAAUGGCAAGUUGCUUUUGUACUGCCAGGUUUCUCGCAGCUAUGAAGAGGGGCACUGGGACUGCUGGAACGUGCUGCAGGAGAACUGGGAAGCAGUGCUUUUUUCUGCAAUCCCUUCGUACUCACUGGCUCUCAAGGUUGCUUGGUGGAGACAGGCGUGUGAAAUCCGAAGAAGGCCACGGCUACAAACUACGAUGCAGAUUUGGACUUUGUCUCGCAGUUUGGCGAGACACUUGGAACCCUUCAAGAAAAACGAACCUCCUAGCGGGUAGGUAAUAACUAAUAAGACCAAAAACAAGGAAACCUACCACUACCAGACUCAGAGGUCUCCUGAAGGAUCAUUCCCUCAUUUCUCACUAUAAGCAUCAGCCUCGGUGUCAAGAAGAUCACCGACUCGAGUUCGCUUGCGGAAGUAGCAGGUACACAUCGGUGGCGAAUGCCCAAAGCAGUGCUCACCAUGAAGCGUUGCCUUCAGUGCUCACCUUGACCUGGAUCGACUUGUGCAAAGCGCGCCUCCCAUGUUCGGAGAUGGAUCUGUAUGGAUUCCUCGCGAGCUUGUAGAAUGGUGGUUCGAUGUGGUUUCUGUUAACCCAUUUUGAGCAGCUUUGCAUUGGUGCCUUCAGGUCUUUGUUACAAAAUGAAGUUUUCCACAAUGUGACAAUGUGUGUAAGAGUUGUGCUUGUUUAACUGUAAUUCAGCCGAGCCCCGCCGACCCCAGCCGAGUUCUAGUUGGCUCAUAAAAAAAAGCAGCAGCCCUGAAGUCAUUGAUGGAUGCAGAGCAUUGUGGACUACAACAAGGCCAUCGGAAAGUGCACAGACCAGCGGCUCUGGAAGGAUGCCUUGCAACUUCUUGAUGAUCUCAGUUUGGAAGGCUUUGAGCCAACUGUCUUCACCUUCGGUGCGACUUUGGGUGUCCUUGAGAAAACAUCCAGAUGGAAAGAGGCUGUGGCCGUUCUUAGCAGCGCGCUUGUGCAAGAUGUUCAAGUCAAUUUGAUACUUUACAAUGCUGCUCUCAGUGCUUGUGCCAAAGGACGACAAUGGCAAUGUGCGCUAAGCUUCAUGAAAGAGCUGAGGGAGGACGCGAGGCUACAGCCUGACAUUGUAACCUACAGUUCUGGCAUCAGUGCUUGUGAGAAAGCUGCUCGUUGGACAGAAGCCCUAAGCGUGCUCGAGAUGGCCUUGGAUCAAGCUGUGCAGGCCGAUGUCAUUGCCUUCAAUGCCGCAAUCAGUGCAUUGGAGAAAGCCGGCAGGUGGGAGGCAGUCUUCUCCGUAUUCAAUACUAUGAGCAUGAUCGAGAUUCAGCCUGACCUCAUCUCCAUGAAUGCUGCAAUCAGCGCAUGCGAGAAGGCCAACGAAUGGCAGAGCGCGUUGAAUCUCUACAGUGCAAUGCAGCUGCAGCGUGAAUCGGGCGACAUCAUCACUUUUGGCGCGACCAUCAGUGCAUGUGAAAAAGCUAGCUGCUGGCAAGAAGCCUUGGCGCUCUUAGCCAUUCUGAAGCAAAGGCAGCCACAUCAGAAGAGCAGGGCCUUGUUGGGCUCUGGUGUGGUGCCCUACAGCGCAGCUGUGAGUGCUUGCGGUUGGGCUUCCAAAUGGCAAGAAGCGAUGUCGUUGCUGGAGGAAUUGGUGUGUCUUUGGAAGCCUGACGUCAUUGCAUUCUGCGCUGCGAUCAGUGCCUGUGAACGCGCUGCGCAAUGGACGAAAGUUCUUGAGCUGCUGAAAGACAUGCGCCUCAGGCAUUUGAGAGCUGACAUGAUGACCUACAACGCUGCGAUCAGCGUUUUGGACAAGGCGGAGAAAUGGGAGGAAGCACUUUCCUUGUUCGCGCUGGCCUCGCAGAAGAAGAUGCUGGUGG